This is a messenger RNA of Talaromyces rugulosus, 1050 nucleotides long. RefSeq lists its product as uncharacterized. The record is from RefSeq and is a predicted model, not a curated record. Gene Ontology annotation, molecular function: oxidoreductase activity. Lineage: Eukaryota; Fungi; Ascomycota; Eurotiomycetes; Eurotiales; Trichocomaceae. The transcript is spliced from 2 exons. Bases 1 to 1050 code for a protein of 349 amino acids.
AUGGUACUCGGUGACGGAAUUCGUCGCAACAUUGCGACAGUCAGCAAAGAAGAACGUGAUCUGUUCAUUGACGCAGUGAAACAAUUGAAUAGGAUUCAAUACAACCUCACUAGUUCUAAAACUGAUUUCCCUGCCGGUCAUGUCUCAUACUGGUUUAAACAGGAUGAUAUUCACCAAAGCUCCCACGUACACAACUGUCCGGGCUUCAUUUCGUGGCAUCGGGAGAUGUGCAACCGCUAUGAAUCCCUGCUCCGAACGAUCCAUUCGGAGUUGUCGCUGCACUAUUGGGACUGGAACUGCGAUCCAUCCGCCAUUUCUGAUGGCCAAGGCGGCGUUGUCAACCUUUUUGAUGCUGAUUUCAUGGGGAACGCUGAUGACACCGUGAACGAAGGUUCGAUGGCAGCGAUACCCCCCAUUUUCUCAAUCGAUAAACCUGGCCCAAAUGAUACAUCUACUUGGAGAUACCCUUCGAAUUUUAAUCCCGCGGAUCCUCCUAAGACCUUGACCAGAGGCAAAUCAGCUGGUAGACCGGCAGUAGGAGGUCCACGGUGGCCGAAAGAUGAAGAUAUAUUGAAUGCAAAUACCUCGGAACAAUUCAGAGCUCUCAUUGAGCGUGCUCAUAACCAGGCACACGGUUAUAUUGGGGGGAAUCUCGGCAAUCCCCACAUCUCCUUUCGAGACCCGUUCGUGUUUCUUCUGCAUUCAAAUGUCGAUCGGCUUUGGGCUAUCUGGCAACUCCAGCCAGGCCAUGUGGAGCGGCUUGAUCCUAACCAGGUUUACAAUACCGAGAGCAACUCAACUGGUGAUGUUGAGAUCGGCAGACCGUUCUGGGGGAUCCUCAGCCCACUAGAACCCUGGGCCGGCUUCACAGCUCAAACGACUGCAACAGGAAUCAUCAAAAAUCUUUUACCGAUUCGUCCGUGGUUCGCACCGGAAAAUAAAGAACAUAUGACGGGGAACUACAAGACCGCCUUGGACGUUUCCGUUGUCACCCUGCCAAGCUACGACACGGCACCACACUCCGGAAGCCCUCACGGAUAUCAAUAUUGA